GGAGCGAGGAGGAGAAGAAGCGAUGAGGAGGCGGGCUCGGGGCCGCCCAUCCCCGCCCAUCCCCGGGGCGGCGGGGCCCCGGCCGCGGGCGGCGCGGUUCCCGCUGAUGGGAGGCGGGUCCGGUCCCGUUUUGCCGAGCGCUGGAGCCCAUGGCUACAGGCCACCUCUGUAUAAAGGGGUGUAAACUCGAAGAACUCGGGCUUUUCCAGUUAAAGCCUUCACUUGUAUCGGCAGCGCAGCAAACAUGCCUGAACAAAGCAACGAUUACAGGGUGGUUGUGUUUGGAGCAGCAGGGGUUGGCAAAAGCUCCCUGGUCCUUCGCUUUGUAAGGGGAACUUUCAGGGAAAUCUAUGUCCCCACGAUCGAAGACACGUACCGGCAGGUCAUCAGCUGUGACAAGAGCAUCUGCACCCUUCAGAUCACAGACACCACGGGAAGCCACCAGUUCCCUGCCAUGCAGAGGCUCUCUAUAUCCAAAGGGCAUGCUUUCAUCUUGGUGUACUCCGUCACCAGCAGGCAGUCCAUGGAAGAUCUCCAGCCCAUCUUUGAACAGAUCUGUCAGAUUAAAGGGGACAUCCAAAAAAUCCCCAUAAUGCUGGUGGGGAACAAAAGUGAUGAGACCCAGAGGGAGCUGGAUGCUAGUGAGGGGCAAGCAUUAGCCAGCAAGUGGAAGUGCUCCUUUAUGGAGACAUCAGCCAAAAUGAACUACAACGUACAGGAUCUCUUCCAGGAGCUCUUGAAUCUGGAGAAGAGGAGAACUAUCAGUCUCCAGGUGGAUGGAAAGAAGUCCAAGCAGCAGAAGAAGAAAGAUAAACUGCAAGGCAAGUGCUCUGUUAUGUGACUGACUUUGGCUGGACAAAGCUGGAGCACGGACUCCCACAGAAAAUGCAUUUCUGCUGGAGGUUUCAGACAAAACGAUGCCUUACAGGGCUAUUGCUUUUCUCUCGGAUCUCCACGGGAUUAUUUUAUGUGUUGGGUUUAAAGGGGAUGGCUUUCUGCAUGUUUAUUUUUUAAAAAACAAUAAAUGUUCAGUGCUAGCAAUUACAUGUGACUGGAAGUUUGUAAUGCAAGAAGUGUAUAGAAGAAUGUCAGCCAGAAACAAACAUCUUUGUUCCUGUGAGUACGUGCUAGGUUUCAGUGUUUCAGCCUGUUAGCUCAAAAGAAAUCAUAUUUAUAAUGUGUAUACUUCAGAAAUUGCUUUCAGGAAUCCAUCUUUAUCAAAGCCAAGCAUUUGCACUGCAAAUGAAUGUGGAUGUGGCUCCAGAUGCUUGUAUUUUUGGCAGACAGACUGGCUUGCCUACCAAAGACUCAGUUUUCCAUGUAAGAAGUUCACAUUUCCCA
Messenger RNA from Pezoporus flaviventris, 1341 nucleotides. RefSeq names its product DIRAS family GTPase 3 (gene DIRAS3). Lineage: Eukaryota; Metazoa; Chordata; Aves; Psittaciformes; Psittacidae. Gene Ontology annotation, cellular component: plasma membrane. The record is from RefSeq and is a predicted model, not a curated record. Bases 245 to 841 code for a protein of 198 amino acids. The transcript is spliced from 2 exons. Gene Ontology annotation, molecular function: GTP binding; GDP binding; GTPase activity. Gene Ontology annotation, biological process: signal transduction.